CAAAGCCGGCUUGAUGGCGUUGUUCACGUGCCUUGCGACGCUGCUCGCCUGCGUUUCUGCGCGCCUCGCUAUCGAAGGGCGCGUCGAGCGGCAGCCUAUUUUUCGGCGGCUGCGCGGCGGCUCUGAAGCCGACGCUCAGGGGCUGCGCGGCGGCGCUGAAGCCGACGCUCCUCCGCCGCCUCGAGUCAUGUUUGUGUGCCGCGCCAACAGCUGCCGGUCGCAGAUGGCGCACGGGCUCUUCAACAAGCUGACGGAUGGCUCAUCGGGCGCGUCUUGCGGUUUCCGCGCAUCUGAGCUCAACCCGCAUGCUGUCGCAGUGAUGGCCGAGAUUGGCAUUGACAUCUCUGAGCACACGAGCAACGCGAUCGCGGAGUACGACCCAUCGGCGUUCGACGCGAUCAUCUGCGUCUGCGGCUGCGCGGCCGAGGUGCCGGGCGAGUGGAAGGUCGGCCACUUCGAGGACUGGUCGCUGGACGACCCGCCAGAACUCGAUCCCGGAGACCGCUCCGUCUACCGGCGCGUGCGGGACGAGCUCAAGGAGCGGAUCGAGGCGCUGGCGAAGCGGCUGCACGUCGCCGGCUGCGGCCUCGGCCUCGGCCCGCUGCGUGGCGGGCAGGCGGCGGCGGCGGGGGGUGUUCGGGACGAGGUGAAGGAGUACUACGGCAAGGUGCUUCAGAAGAGCGCCGAUCUGCAGACGAACGCCUGCUGCACGGCGGUGGAGCUGCCGCAGGAGGUCAAGGCGGCGAUCGGCAAGGUGCACCCCGAGGUGGUGUCCAAGUACUUUGGCUGUGGCUUGUGCGUGCCCGAGGCCCUCUCCGGCCUCUCGGUGCUCGACCUCGGCUGCGGCUCCGGGCGGGACUGCUACGUCCUUGCGCAGCUCGUCGGAGAGAGCGGCAGCGUCGUCGGCGUGGACAUGACCGACGAGCAGCUCUCCACCGCACGGCAGCACGUGGCUUGGCACGCCGACGCGUUCGGGUACGCGCGGCCAAACACCGACUUCAAGCAAGGCUACAUCGAGGACCUGAAGGGCAUCGGGCUGGGCGACGAGACCUUCGACGUCGUGGUCUCCAACUGCGUGGUCAACCUCUCUCCCGACAAGGCGGCGGUGCUGCGCGAGGCCUUCCGCGUCCUCAAGGCGGGGGGGGAGAUGUACUUUUCCGACGUGUACGCCGACCGCCGAGUGCCUCCGCACUUGCGCGACGACCCGCUCCUCUACGGCGAGUGCUUGGGCGGCGCCCUCUACUGGAACGACUUCCUCGCCCUGGCAAAGGCGGCGGGCUUUGCCGACCCGCGCCUCGUCGAGGACGCGCCGAUCACCGUCGCCAACCCUGCGCUCGAGGAGAAGCUGCGCGGCAUCCGCUUCUACUCGGCGACCUACCGGCUCUUCAAGCUGCCCGGCCGCCUCGAGGCCGACUGCGAGGACUACGGGCAGGCCGUCGUGUACAAGGGGACGCUGCCGGGCCGCGCCGCCGCCUUCGACCUCGACUCGCACCACCACAUCGAGGCGGGCAAGGUCUUCCCCGUCUGCGGAAACACGUACCACAUGCUCGCCUCGACGCGCUUCCGGCAGCACUUCGAGUACGUCGGCGCGCACCCGCACGAGGCGGGCAAGUCCGCGCACUUUGGCAUCUUCGACGGCUGCGGCAAGAGCCUGCCCUUCGCCUCCGCAUCGGCCGCCGGCGCGGGCGGGCAGUGCUGCUGACGCACGCGACGCAGGGCGUGACCGGCUAGACCCUCUCUCUGGGCCGCGUGGGCGGCGUGGCUAGCAUUUGUGCACACAGCGCCGCAAAAAGAAGAACACGCAGUACGUAAAUAUGUCCCAGUGAGGGAGCACAGAGUAGUACGUCGAUGUCUCGAUUCAAAGGCCGAAAGGGCACCUCCUCGGGAUAUAU
This is a messenger RNA of Emiliania huxleyi CCMP1516, 1892 nucleotides long. RefSeq names its product arsenite methyltransferase. The transcript has 6 exons. The record is from RefSeq and is a predicted model, not a curated record. Gene Ontology annotation, molecular function: methyltransferase activity. Bases 14 to 1702 code for a protein of 562 amino acids. Lineage: Eukaryota; Haptophyta; Isochrysidales; Noelaerhabdaceae.